This is a messenger RNA of Antechinus flavipes (yellow-footed antechinus), 1699 nucleotides long. RefSeq names its product RNA-binding protein 25-like. The coding region runs from base 425 to 1537 and encodes 370 amino acids. The transcript is spliced from 3 exons. The record is from RefSeq and is a predicted model, not a curated record. NCBI's taxonomy places the organism in Eukaryota, Metazoa, Chordata, Mammalia, Dasyuromorphia, Dasyuridae.
AGACACAGAGACAGACAGACAGAAGAGAGAGACACACAGACAGAAGAAAGACACACAGAGGCAGACAGAAGAGAGAAAGAGACACACAGAGACAGAGAGAGAUAGACACAGAGAGACAAAAGAGAGAAAGAGACACACAGAGACAGACAGAAGAGAGAAAGCGACACAGAGACAGACAGAAGAGAGAAAGAGAUACACAGAUACAGACAGAAAGAGAGAUAGAAGGAGAGACACAGAGGCAGACAGAAGAGAGAAAGAGACACAGAGACAGACAGAAGAGAGAAAGAGAUACACAGAUACAGACAGAGAGAUAGACACAGAGACAGACAGAAGAGAGACACACAGAGACAGACAGAAGAGAGACACACAGAGACAGACAGACAGAAGAGAGAGAGAGAGAGAUGAAAGAGACACACAGAGACAGAUGAAAGAGACACAGAGAGACAGACAGAAGAGAGAGACAGAGACAGAAAGAGAGAUAGAGAGACACAGAGACAGACAGAAGAGAGAAAGAGACACACAGAGACAGACAGAAAAGAGACAGAGACAGACAGAAGAGAGACAGAGAGACAGACAGAAGAGAGAAAGACAAACACAGAGACAGACAGACAGAAGAGAGAGACACACAGAGACAGAAGAGAGAAAGAGAGACAGAGACAGACAGAAGAGAGAAAGACAAACACAGAGACAGACAGACAGAAAAGAGAUACACAGAGACAGACAGAAGAGAGAGAGAGACAGAGACAGACAGACAGAAGAGAGAAAGAGAGCUAGAGACAGACAGAGAGAAGAGAGAAAGAGAGACAGAGACAGACAGAAGAGAGAAAGAGAGACAGAGACAGACAGAAGAGAGACACACACAGAGACAGACAGACAGAAGAGAGAAACACAUAGAGACAGACAGAAGGGAGAAAGAGAGACAGAGACAGAAGAGAGAAAGAGACACACAGAGACAGACAGAAGAGAGAAAGAGAGUCAGAGACAGAAGAGAGAGACAGACAGAAGAGAGAAAGGGAUACACAGAGACAGACAGACAGAAAAGAGAUACACAGAGACAGACAGAAGAGAGAGAGAGACAGAGACAGACAGACAGAAGAGAGAAAAAGAGCUAGAGACAGACAGAGAGAAGAGAGAAAGAGAGACAGAGACAGACAGAAGAGAGAAAGAGAGACAGAGACAGACAGAAGAGAGACACACACAGAGACAGACAGACAGAAGAGAGAAACACAUAGAGACAGACAGAAGGGAGAAAGAGAGACAGAGACAGAAGAGAGAAAGAGACACACAGAGACAGACAGAAGAGAGAAAGAGAGUCAGAGACAGAAGAGAGAGACAGACAGAAGAGAGAAAGGGAUACACAGAGACAGACAGACAGAAAAGAGACAGAGACAGACAGAAGAGAGAAAGAGAUACACAGAUACAGACAGAGAGACACAGAGACAGACAGAAGAGAGACACACAGAGACAGACAGAAGAGAGAGACACACAGACAGAAGAAAGACACACACAGAGGCAGACAGAAGAGAGAAAGAGAUAGAGACAGACAGACAGAAGAGAGAGAUAGAGAGAUGAAAGAGACACACAGAGACAGAUGAAAGAGACACAGAGAGACAGACAGAAGAGAGAGAGAGACAGAGACAGAAAGAGAGAUAGAGAGACACAGAGACAGACAGAAGAGAGACACACAGAGACAGACAGA